AUGGACCUGGCUUUCCUGGACGACGACGACGGAUGGAGCGCGCCGCUGCUGAUGGAGCCGUUCCUGGACUUUGCCGAGGAGCCUCUGCCUACGGACCUUUCUACACCCAGCACGGUCAAGGAGGAGACGCCGUUACCCGGCGAGACGCCUCAGAAGCGGUACCGCGAGCGCCAGAAGCGCGAGCUCGACUACCUUCGUAACCAAGUGACGCAGCUCACAGCGCACCUCUCGGUUGUGCAGAGCCUGCGUGGCCACAGUCACGACUCGCACUGGGAACAGGUCGCGCGCACCCAGCAGCGCGGCAGCCAUCAGGCCCACAAGGAGAACACGCGUCUCAAGCGCGCGCUCGAGGAGCAGCUCGAGGUCGCCACCGUCUUGGAGCAGCUCCUCGUGAAGCGGCCCAAGCUCGCAGCUUUCCCGACACUGGACAUGGUCGACGCCAAGCUCCGGCACCUCCCGAUCGCCCCUGACGCCCGCCGCGCGAGCUUCCUCGCCAUCAUGGCCGACGCGUACGAUCGCGUCGACACAACGCUACUUCGACGUGGCCUCCUUGACGCGCCCAUUGGCCACCGGUCGUUCCGCGUGGAGCCGAGCACGAGCGGGUCGUCCAUGUCGAUCGAUAUUCAGUACGUGCACGCCCAAGGGCGCGACUACGUAUCCGCCGCAGCUCACUUUUGGUCGAUCUGGACGUCCGACCAAAUGCUGCCCGGCACGUUUGACUCCAAGGUCUUGGAGCGCUUUGGCGAUGACACGGUGUACAUGGAGCAGUUUGAUACCUUUCAUGGCACGGCGCCAUACUUGCGGCGGCUCUGCGGCAUGCAGCGCAUCGUCGAAAAGCGGCGCAUUGUGUUUGUCAUGCGCACGAUCCUCCACGACGCCAAGCACCCGCCCGUCGACGGUCUCUACAUUGGGAACGACGCCGCCACGAUCGUCUUUGAGCCCAAGGACACCAAAUGGUGCAUUCGCCGCAUCAGUCUCGGCGGCGAGCUCCCGAUUCAGCCGCCACCCGAGAACCCGCUCUUGCGAGAAAACCCGGCCGACCGCUUCAUCUGCGACUUCGUGCUGCACGAAGUCACCCGCACGUGCGAUGCCCUCGAGCGCAUUCUAGCGUAA
Molecule: messenger RNA, 1113 nt
Organism: Saprolegnia diclina VS20
Lineage: Eukaryota; Oomycota; Saprolegniomycetes; Saprolegniales; Saprolegniaceae
Exons: 4
Coding region: 1-1113 (370 amino acids)
Source: RefSeq, a predicted model, not a curated record